AUGGCCUUGAGACCCGUGGACAGCGGCCCCGGCGGCCCCGGCGCUGCCGGCGCCCGUGCGCAAAGGCGAGGGGGGCACAGCGAGAACCGAGGUUUAGCGGCCCGAGGUCAUGAAGCUCCGGCGCCCUUCGGCGCCAUGGCACCCUUUGGGGGAUCCCUCUUCGGAGGGUCGGAUCCCUUCCAGGAGUUCAGCCAGGGCCCUGGCUUUGGCUUCGGAGGCUCGAUGAUGUCACGAUUCGACAACCUCGCGGCAGAGAUGAUGCGAGGUUUUCCUGACCAUGGCGAGAUGAAAGGAUUCUCCAGCAAUGUUCCAGGUGGUGGGUCCUACUGCCAAUCCUUUGCCAUGUCCUCUGUGAUGGGAAAGGAUGGGAAGAUGCACACGGAGAAGUACAGCUCCUCGGACGUGGGCCACACGGGGCAUGGCAUUCGAGAGGCGCAGCAUGCCUACUCCAACUCCACCAGUGGCGUUGACAAGAUGGGCUUGGAACGACAUUUGGGAGACCGUGCAAGAAAGAUGGUCAAGGAACGCAAUCGUUUCACCAUGGAGGAGAAAUGCUCCGAGAUGCUUCGAGGUAUGGAUGAAGGUGGACGGGAUCACUUUGACAAAGACUUCAGUGGCCUCUCCCGACAUCUUCCACCCCACGGCCGGGGUGGCGCAUUGGCCGACACAGGCCGCAGAGGGAUGCUUCCUGGUGGGCGACAGGGCCCCGCCAGCAUCACCAGCGGACCCACGGGCGUCACACGCGGUGCCCGGCGCUGA
Messenger RNA from Cladocopium goreaui, 759 nucleotides. The record is from the annotation of a GenBank genome assembly. NCBI's taxonomy places the organism in Eukaryota, Dinophyceae, Suessiales, Symbiodiniaceae.